Molecule: messenger RNA, 3145 nt
Organism: Myxocyprinus asiaticus (Chinese sucker)
Lineage: Eukaryota; Metazoa; Chordata; Actinopteri; Cypriniformes; Catostomidae
Gene: ehd2b
Product: EH-domain containing 2b
Exons: 7
Coding region: 676-2307 (543 amino acids)
Biological process (GO): endocytosis; endosomal transport
Cellular component (GO): plasma membrane; cytoplasm
Molecular function (GO): GTP binding; protein binding; calcium ion binding
Source: RefSeq, a predicted model, not a curated record
CACUGGCGCGCUCACCCACCGUCCCCACCCUGGUUGAAGCCCAUUGUCAUCACUUGCCCAAAACCUACCAGCCUUCCAGAGCUUUUCGCUGCUUCCAUGUCAGGCAUUGAAGAAGAGGCACAGAGAGAAACCUAGGCAGGAAAGCAGGGAGGCAGUACUUGUGGUGCAUUCCUUAAAGCUGAUUUUGCUGGCAGGAAAGGCACAGCUAGAUCAGACAUACAUUAAAGAUCUGGAAGAGAAGAGUCACUUGAAGUAUUUGAACGUGCAACUUGGGUACCUUGGAUAAAGAUCGUUCCUUCUAAGGAACAUUCUCCCUUGUAGAAACCUUCCAGGGGCUGGAGAGAGAGUAGUCGAGUGACUACAAGAACUUCAUCUAGAGUUUCUGCUGAAAUCCUCCAGGUAAAUUUAAGAAUCAAUCAAGGUCAUUAAUUCAACAAGGAGAAAGCCAGGGAUUUUAAGUUACAUAAAAAUAAUUGAAUACUACAUUUUGCAAACAUCACUCCAUAGUGAAACACCCCAAACCUUGAAGCCAGAACAUUUGGUACUUUAUAUAAAUACAGUAAAAGAAAAAAAAAGAAGUGUCUUCACAGCCACCCCAGAGGACACAUAAACAGCCCAAAACAAAGCCAUAUAUUAAGUGCAAAGGAAACUUUGAGUAGUCUUGCAAGUCACACAAUGUCACGUUGGGGACGGAAGAAUGUCAAGAAGGCCCCUGAGGUGAUCAGGACAGUCACUGAGGGCCUCAAGUCACUCUAUAGAAAGAAGCUUUUGCCGCUGGAGCAGUACUAUGGCUUCCAUGACUUCCACUCGCCGAGUCUGGAGGAUGCUGACUUCGACAACAAACCCAUGGUGCUAUUGGUUGGCCAGUACUCCACUGGAAAGACCACCUUCAUCAAGUAUUUGCUGGAACAGGAUGUGCCAGGGAGUCGCAUAGGGCCAGAGCCUACCACUGACUGCUUCACUGCUAUCAUGCAUGGAGAUAUGGAGGGGCUCAUUCCUGGAAAUGCUCUCAUAGUGGAUCCCAACAAACCCUUUCGCAAGCUCAAUCCCUUCGGAAACACCUUCCUCAACAGAUUCCAGUGUGCUCAACUGCCCAAUCAGGUCCUAGAGAGCAUCAGUAUCAUUGACACUCCAGGCGUCCUGUCUGGGGCCAAACAGAGAGUGAGCCGAGGAUAUGACUUCCCAGCUGUUCUCCGCUGGUUUGCUGAGCGCGUAGACCGGAUCAUCCUUCUCUUUGAUGCCCACAAGCUGGAGAUCUCAGAUGAAUUCUCAGAGGCCAUUGGGGCUCUCAGGGGCAAUGAAGACAAACUCCGUGUUGUGUUGAACAAGGCUGAUAUGGUUGAAACCCAGCAGCUCAUGCGAGUUUAUGGAGCUUUAAUGUGGUCUCUUGGGAAAGUGUUUGGUACUCCUGAAGUACUGAGAGUCUACAUCGGGUCCUUCUGGUCUGAGCCUCUAAUGGUGACCGAUAAUCGCAAGUUGUUUGAAUUGGAGGAGGAAGAUCUGUUCACUGAUAUCCAGAAUCUGCCCCGCAAUGCAGCCCUGCGCAAACUUAAUGACCUGGUCAAGAGGGCUCGUCUUGUGAGGGUACAUGCCCAUAUCAUAAGUUACUUGAAGCAGGAGAUGCCUUCUGUCUUCAGGAAGGACAAUAAAAAGAAGAACCUGAUCUACCAGCUCCCAGUCAUCUUCUCCAAGAUCCAGCUACAACAUCAUAUCUCACCUGGAGACUUCCCUGAUUGUGCUAAGAUGCAGGAGCAACUAAUGGCACAUGACUUCACCAAAUUCAGAGCCCUGAAGCCCAACCUGAUGGCAAUGCUGGAUGAGCUAUUGGCCAAUGACAUUGCCAAUCUGAUGCCCCUUCUCAGGCAGGAAGAAAUAGAGGCCGGCAUCCAACCUGGGGUCCAAGGUGGGGCCUUCUUGGGAACCCGUGCCGGACCCUUUGUGGAAGGUGACCCCUUUGGCGAGAAUGCAGAUGAAAAUGGCGAGGCAGGUGAGGAAGAUGAGGAAUGGAUUGUGACAAAGGACAAGCCCAAAUAUGAUGAGAUCUUCUACAACCUGGCACCAAACGAGGGCAAACUGAGCGGCACCAAAGCCAAAGAUUGGAUGGUGAGCACAAGGCUGCCCAAUUCUGUGCUGGGCCGCAUCUGGAAGCUCUCGGAUGUGGACCGCGAUGGCAUGCUGGAUGACGAGGAGUUUGCCCUGGCCAGCCACCUGAUUGAAGUGAAACUGGAUGGCCAUGGGUUGCCCCCAGAGCUACCCGCCCGUCUAGUGCCACCAUCCAAGCGUCGGCAAAAAGGCUCUGAUGCUUAGACAAUGCACAGAAUGCACAGUGCCCACAAUGCUUCAACUGAUUCCAUUGUCCUCACCUCCUGCAUGCUCUCAAGCCUCAUGUUUUUUGGUGCAAAUUUGUUCUUUUGCCAUUUUCUAACACAUAAUUAGUGUCUUUCAUUGUAUUCUCGCUCAAAAUUUCAAAGAUUUCUAGCUGGAAGCCAAAGAAUAUCGAGAUAAACCAAAGAUCGGUCUCAUUCAUUUGGAAGGAAUGUAGCAUGUGUCACCCAUUUUUAAUUCUGAGGGGAAAAUUAGACGUCCAUAUGACAUCAGAUCCAGAAAUCCUACACACAUUACUCAUUUAGUUGCUUGUUGUGGCUUUUGACCUGAGGAUUUGCAAACAGACUUUUGUAAAUAAUUGUCAUUCAUUUGCCUUAUUUGCUGUUGAAAUCUGUUGACACAGCAUUACAUACCUUUCAUGGCUUUUCCAUGCAGCUAUUAAGUUGUAGUCAAAUAAAAACCAUAAUGUGAAGUUUAGGCAAGCACUCAAAACUCCUUUGACUGCUCACUUGACUUUUUUGUUUUUGUUUUGUUGGAAUAAAUAUAUUUUCUAGCAUUUUUCUCUCUUUGCCUUUCACUAUGAAAGUGAAUAUACUGUAUGUGAUUUUUAUGCUGUUUUCUUUCUCUUAUUUUAUAUUGAAUGAGCUCUGUGCAUCUAAGAACGAAUGUCACAGGAUAUAAAUAUAAAAUCAUAUAUGUUAAAGUAAACAAAAUGUGGAAAUUUCUUACUGACUACUGUAAACAGUUUCACCGACUGCUUCGGUUAACUAACGUUAUCACAGUAAUAUACUGAGCUUAAUAAAGACCCGUUGACUGCUUC